Messenger RNA from Paramuricea clavata, 4080 nucleotides. The record is from the annotation of a GenBank genome assembly. Lineage: Eukaryota; Metazoa; Cnidaria; Anthozoa; Malacalcyonacea; Plexauridae.
AGAGGGUUGGGUAUCAGAGUUGAGUAUGUGGUUAUUGAUAUCUGCCAAUUGCAGUAACUCGAGGUUUAGCAAGGGCAAUAAGUUAAACGAGGUUUCAAGAUGGCGAAACUUUACAUGGCAUUGUUUCUCUUUGGAGUAAUACUCGCAUUAACAACAGGUAUAUAAUGUGUUCUAACUUUAAAUCGUUUUUGAAGUUUCUCUAUAUGGCGUUAUGUUUCUAUUUAUUUUGCUGUGAGCUUUCUUAUGACGGAGGCGAGGUUGUUACACAGGUUUCAACGUAUGACAUCUCAAUUCACGACUCGGUUGGUUGCAGAUGUAUGCAUUUAUGAAAGACAUUCUUUGAUAUUUUUACUGAGCUAGUUUCUUCGCGGUACAGGGCAUGGUUAUAUUCAACUGGAUUAAUAAUAAGAGAUGAUUCUUGUUGGAUCUCUACGAAGAACAGUUUAAAACUGUUAGAGCUAUCCAGUAUAAAUAGAGUUGGUUUAGUUUAGGUUUCCUCCUGUAGUAACACUGGAUCAAUAAGAGAUGAUCGUUACUGGACCUCUACGAAGAACAGUUUAGAACUGUUAGAGCUAUCCAGUAUAAAUAAAGUUAGUUUUGUUCAGGUUUGCUCCUGUAGUAACACCAGUGAACUAUGUAUAGUUCAGUGAGUAACACUGCAUGGAUCAAUAAGAGAUGAUUAUCAUGAUUCUUAUACUGGACCUCUGGAAAGAACAGUUUAGAAAUCAUAAAUCUAUCCAGUAUAAAUAACGUUAUAGUUGCCAUGCGUAUAUUUCACCUAGCCCAAUUUCUUCUUAACACAAUUUUUCGCCACCAUUUCAGUUCAAUCAAAAACUAUAUUAAACGACCACGGUGAAAUAAUUGGAGAAACUGCAGAAGAGGACCAGGAAUCACAAGCAACAGACGCAGUAAAUGAAGAUUUAGAUGAGGAGAAACGAACGUACAAACCACCUGUUUAUUAUCGACCACGAUUUAGUAAGUACUACACGACUUUCCAUUCUAUUUUCUCGUAUUUCAAUUCCGACAUGAUGUCGCUUGUAAUGUGUCGAAAAGUUACUCAAUAUAGAUUUUUGGUUUAUAUUCAUAUCAAUGUUUGAAUAUGCCCCUUUGAAAAAUUAUUUGCUGGGCAAAAAUAUAUUUAACUAAAGUUCGUCUGGUGUUAGGCAAAUAGCUUAAUUAGUUUAUUCUUCAAUACAAUUAAUGUGUCAAUUUCACUACAUGAGAGUGUUGUUUUUUACUCGAUUGUAAAGCAUAAUAUUUUCUCACGCUUUUUAAGACAAACUCCCCCACCAUCCCUUCCCUCCCCCACAUAAACACGUUAAAAUGUACAAACACGCACCCUCUAUACAACUCAACUACCGUAUGAGUUUCACGAUCAAACAAACACUUCAGCCAACAGUUUAACUGAAAAAUGUAACGAAAAACCCUUCCAUGCGAUGGUAAAUUGAAGUAGAAAUUUUAAGACCAAGUACAUGCAAAAUGUAAAUAUACAGAGCGAGUCGCAAUUAUUAGUUAAUGGAAGCCAAUUUACGCCUACAGUUCAAGCCAUUAUAGUUAGCAAAAGAGCUCUUGGGAACAACUCUUUAAAGCUGUUACCGCUUCUCCUCAAUAUCAAAACCAAAGAAACGUUUCUGAAAGAACAUUAGAUACUCGAGUUUUCGACCUUUUUCAAAAGUUGGAUCCGGUUUCCACACCCGUACCGUAGCUUUGCAUUUGCGCUAAUAAUAUUAGUAAUUAUGAAGAUCAGCUUUGCAGUAUAAAUACGCGUAUUUUUCACAAGCCAAUGCAAGAGUUUUAUCGCCAUGCAAGCUUUCAAACUCAAAGAACUUACUAAAUGUAUUCUGGCCAAGAUUGUUAUUUUCCAUCGCGUCACAGAGAGGUCCUUUUAUAGAGAAAUGGUUCCGCAUGCUUUGCGCAAAGUCAUUUGUCUCCCAUGGAAACAUAUCAAAGAUUUUAUAUUUCUCGUUGAACUGCGCGCGAGAAUUUCUAUACCACUAGACUGACUUGUUGUUGAGGUCUGUCGACAUUUACAAGGAAGAAUAUUUAAAACAAAAAUAUCUCUCCCUCCAACGUUGAUGAUCGUAAUGUAAAUGUGAUUAAUGGAUUGUGAAAUGUAAUAUUGGACGGGGGGGGGGGGAGGGUACUGGACUAUCUGUACUAUAUAUGAGUGUUGGCAAUGUGAAACGAUGUUUCAAUGACGAUUUGUAACGCAAAUGAUGUCACAUAAAAUAUGAUUGGUGGUUCCGUGAUGCGUUGAGCCUAGUUUACACUAUCAAUAAAGUUUCUGUGAUCACAGUUGGAAUUUUGCAUAGCUAAAUUCUAAGUUUUGAAGGAUUUUUAAAAAAUGUUUGAGGAAACAGACUUAACGUUAAACACUGAUUCAGUUUCCUCAAACAUUUCUUACAAAUCCUUCAAAACUAGAAUUUACCCAUGCAAAAUUCCUACUGUGAUCACAGAAACUUUGAUAGUCUAAACCCGACUUAAGGUAAUUCCGCAGUUAUGCAUUGCGCACUUCUAUUGCGCACAUCUUAUAACUUAUAAUUUCAUCCAUUAUACUUACCGUUUAAAACAAUAUGACAAUUUUAUGUUGCUUCAAAACAUCUUUGGUUACAUUCGUGCAAAGAAUUACGUUAAAAUCAAUCCUUUCAAAAAAGGCAUACAAAAGUGUAGCUAGGGUUCGCUGUGUCGUUUUAAUGCCACAAUUCCCUAAAAAGAUCGGUGACCCCCGUUUUUUAACUGAUAAUUUAUUUCUUUAAUGCAUUUUACAUUUCAUAUCCGAAAUUAAAAGAAAACUCAUUUCUGGAUCUUGAAAAAAAAUCCUAUAUCAAUGCAUGUUCUCAAAGAAAGUUCUUAACGAGUUCGGUGACCCCGACUUUUUAUGCCUGGGAAGUUUCAGCACAUUCUCAUGUCGGGAACAAUUACUGCGGAAUUACCUUAACGAAUCGUUGUUGAAACAGACCACCAAUUUUUAAUUCUGUUUUUUUUUCUCAUCAGGCUGUGGUAAUGUCCCCUACUCUCCAAGAAGGGAGGUGUGUUGUUGCGGCAAGAAGUAUACAAGAAAAUACAGCAGCUACGGACCUUACAGACGCUUGCAGUGGAAAUGUUGUGGCUAUCAAUUAAUGGAUGGAUAUCUCAGUAAAUGUUGUCCAUACGCGACUGUUAUCUCGAAGAAAUAUAAAUGUCCCAAAUCUAAACUAUGAACAAGCUUAGCUCCUAAAGCCAAAAACUUGACUUGGUCGGAGACCAUGUGAUAUUGUUGAUAAAGUAGUGAACUAGAUUAUAUUGCAAACGAUUACAGAUAGGUCAGAGGCAAAAAUGCGAUCUGUGGGUUCCAGUGUGGGUGGAAAGGAUUCAAAAUGCGAGCACUGCAGAAGAUUCAACUACACACGUAAAACGCACAGUUUGUAACAACUCUGCAAACAAAUUGUUACAACUCUGUUCAGAAGCUGUCGACAAGUUGUCUUCACACUGCUUGUUCCAAGCUUGAUGGCAUUAUCAGACUUGUUUCAAGACUAUGCAAACAAGUUUGUUACAGCCAUGAUAUAACAAGGAUGUUACCAGUUUGUCGACACAAGGUUGUAACAGUCUUGUUAUAUCAAGCAUGUAACGGACUUGUUAGAACAACUUUGCAACAAGUCUGAUAAUUUCGACAAGGUUGUUACAAGUUGUCAACAAGGUUGUUCCAAACCUAAUGACAACUUGUGACAAGCAAUGUGAAUACAUCUUGUUGACGGCUUGUUGGCAGACUUGUUACAAGAUGUGAGAUUUUUGCGUGUGUAGUUGUUCACUGCUAAGCUUAGAGCUUGGUUUACAUUCGUAGCUGUCGUGAGCAAGUCAUGUUCGUCGAUGUGAAACAGUGUAGAUCAAUCUUGUCUUUUUGUGUGCUGUAUGCAAAUCAAUCUUUACUGAUUUCAUAAAUAUUGACAUUCUGUUGCAUUGGUAACUUUGAUGUGUUUACGACAGUUACAACUAAAUGGAAACCAGUAAUAAGUAGUGGAUGUUAAAUGGACAAAUGGUAUAUGUAUAAAAUUAAAUUAAAGAAUAAAAUUUUACAGGAGUCAUGUAAUAUUUUUAUCUAGA